GAUCUUCAGCAGCAUGGACAACGAUUCUUCCACGUACCAACACGUCUACAGCGCCGUCGACGGGAGCUGCUGGACCCCGAAUUCUUCGCGAGUAUGGUGCACUGGGAUGAAGCCGUCGGACCAUUCUUCGCGCAAGUCGAGCCAUCGCUCCCGCCAACGCAGGGAGCACUGUCAGAACCCGACCUCCCCGCCCCAUACGACCGUCCACACGCGAUGCACUGCGUCUCAACCGCCUUCAACGCCGACAACAACCCCUCUCCCCACCACGCGCCCGACGUCAAGCUCGUGUCGUCCGACGGCGUCCACUUCUUCGUCAGUUCCGCCCUCCUUCGGCGCGCCUCCAGUAACGAGUUCGCGGGCACGCUGCAGAUCGCUGCGUGCGCCACGCAGACCCCGGGUGACGAGCUGCCCUGCGUGUACGUGGCCGACGGCGCGGACGUGCUGAACAUCCUCGUCCACGCCGCCUACAGCGUCUCGCCAUCGAGCUUCAAGCCGUCGCUCGAGACACUGGAGAGCGCUGUCAGGCGACUGCUCACAUACGGCCUGGACCCGCAGACGUACAUCCUUCCUGGAACCGUGCUCUUUGAGACCCUGCGGGGCCAAGCGGCACUUGCGCCGAUGAAGAUCUAUGUGCUAGCGUCGGCGUACGACCUCCUCGGACUGGCGCAGGUGGCCUCCGCAUAUCUGUUGUCCUACCCAUUGCAUAGCUUGUCGGAUCAGGAGGCGAAGGACAUGGGGUCGACGUACCUUAAGCGGCUCUUCUUACUUCACCAGAACCGGAUACGCAUCCUCAAGGAGCUGUUGGAUCGGCCCCCGGAGUUCCACGCAGAAACGGCGGACUGCAGGUUCGCCGCGCAGAAAGGCGUCGCGCGUGGUUGGUCGGCGGCCACUCGACGUGUCAUGUUAGAUGCUGGAGGAAUCAUCAGUAGCACGCUUCAACACGAGUUGGGCAAGUUUAGAGGAGUCGUACCCUGUCACGAGUGUCAGACGGCCAUUGAUGCAAGGAUCUGGCAAGUCGUCGUUGGCUGGACCAUGACGCCUGCUAUCAUAUGAUCUCUCCGUCUUUCUCCCCUAUCUCUGCGCUGUUCGGGGGCCUUGACUUUCGGUUGC
This is a messenger RNA of Schizophyllum commune H4-8, 1110 nucleotides long. RefSeq lists its product as uncharacterized. The transcript has 3 exons. Lineage: Eukaryota; Fungi; Basidiomycota; Agaricomycetes; Agaricales; Schizophyllaceae. The record is from RefSeq and is a predicted model, not a curated record. Bases 94 to 1053 code for a protein of 319 amino acids.